Messenger RNA from Momordica charantia (bitter melon), 673 nucleotides. The record is from RefSeq and is a predicted model, not a curated record. Lineage: Eukaryota; Viridiplantae; Streptophyta; Magnoliopsida; Cucurbitales; Cucurbitaceae.
UACCCAACUACGUAGUGGGAGAAACUGAGUUGGAAGCUUCAAAAGAGGGACGUAAUCUAACAGAUUUCAAGUAUGCUUGCGUUGGUUACUCUGUCUACUUAGAAAAGAAAGAUUCAUCAGAUGAUGUACCAAACAAACAAGCUGAGCUUCCCUUCUGCGUUGGUUUAGAGGUAUUGUUGGACAAAAGACCUGCGGAACAUUCCCAUGCUCAUACUCAUAUUCAUGAUAAAACUGAAGAUAGCCCUGCCUUUCCACAGCCGCGGAACUACAAACCAUCUUAUUCGGCUGGAGAUGAGUAUCUGAACAGGUUUAAAAGGAACGCGACCCUUGUCGCAUCAGGUGUAGCCAGGAAUGUAAACAGAGUUUGCAACUACAUAAAAGAGAGUUUCGAUGAUAUCUUAUACCCUUAUCGGCGACGACCGAAAUGAGGUACGUCCACGGAUAAAUGAAAUAAAGUCAGUCAUUAUACAGUAAGUAGGGUUGGAUUAUGUGAAAUAUUGAUCAAAUUCUGAUCUUUCUUGACUGAGAGGAGCAUGUCAUCUUCACUUGGCUGUAAUAAAUAAUGUAAUGAAUUUUAUUAUCAAUGAUUGUUCAUGUUUUGAUGCAACCUUUGAAUUUUGCUGGAAGAGGAAUCGAAGCUUCGUCUUCGAAUGAGUUUCAAAUGGAUGUUUUA